AUUUAAAUUUAUAACAACAGUAAUUAAAUUUUUUGAUACACGCUUAUAUUAUUACAGACCUGAUAUCAUUAUACUAUCAUAAAUGAAACUAUUUAAUACGUAAGAAUCGCUGUUGCAAUAAUUAUUAUUAUAAAUACACGGCGUAAUUAAUAAAGACUAAUAUAUUCGUGAUAUAAUUUAAUUUAAUUAUAUAUAAUUUAAUUCGUGAUUUGUAAUUUGUAAUUCGAUCUUGAUUGUUCGGAACUUUUCUGCCACAGAAAUUGAACAUUACAUAUGUUGUUCAAUAAACAUCGUAACAACGUUCACGAAAAACGAAUAGAGCAAAAAGGAAGUUCAUGCUUGCGAAAUAUGUAUGUAUCACGUUGAAAAUCUGAGAGAGCGUUCCGCAAGUUCCUAGGAAAAGGGCCUUCGAAAGUAACGAUACGAUCCUGGGUAUAAUGCUUGCCCUCCCCUCCCCUCGCUGCCGAUCGCCGCACACUACAGAUUGAGGUGUGGCCAUCGAGGGCUGCCAUCUUCUUGACUUUCUGUCGCUUAACAUUUCAGAAUUCAUGGCAGCCAUUAGGAAGAAAUUAGUUAUCGUGGGUGAUGGUGCUUGUGGUAAAACAUGCUUACUCAUAGUCUUCAGUAAAGAUCAGUUUCCUGAAGUUUAUGUACCUACAGUGUUUGAAAACUAUGUUGCAGAUAUUGAAGUUGAUGGAAAACAGGUUGAAUUGGCUCUUUGGGACACAGCUGGACAAGAAGAUUAUGAUAGGUUGCGUCCAUUGUCAUAUCCUGAUACAGAUGUAAUCCUAAUGUGUUUCUCUAUCGAUAGUCCCGACUCCUUGGAGAAUAUUCCUGAGAAGUGGACACCAGAAGUGAAACACUUUUGCCCAAAUGUGCCCAUCAUUCUUGUUGGAAAUAAAAAAGACUUGCGCAAUGAUCCUAAUACCAUCAAAGAGCUUAGCAAAAUGAAACAGGAACCAGUUAAACCAGAAGAAGGUAGAGCUAUGGCUGAAAAAAUCAAUGCUUUCGCUUAUCUUGAAUGUUCUGCUAAGAGUAAGGAAGGUAAAGAAAAAGAAGAAAGGAAGAUGUUGGCUCUUAUAAUUUAUGAAACUGUUGAGACAAGACUAAUGGAAUUGCUAGUUGCAAUGAAGCUAGUUGUUAUGCCAGAGGCCCUCAGCGGAAACUAUAAUAUAACAACAACAACUUAUCUUUAAUUAUUUUACACAAUGAAACAAAUCUAUAAAAAAAAGAAAAACAACCACAAAAUACGCCCACAAUAUAUACAAUAUAUGCAAAUUAAAAUCCGUUGCAAAGUUUGCAAGUGUUCUUUUAUAAUAAUUUGCGAAGAAUGUACUGUUAAUUAUGAUUGUAUCAGUUAAUCCUUUAUGGACUCUCUCUAAUGUUGCAAUAACUGCGAUCGUGUUUUAAAUGAAAUAAAUUACUAAGAAUUUGUACAAACAUUGCUGCAGUUUUUAUAAAGAUAUUCUAUGAGUUGCGACAUAUAUCAAUAUAUUAACUGUUAUCUUAGAAGUUACUUAUCGUUUUGGUCCUUAUCAGAAUAGAAUGGCUUUCAAAUAUUAUUGUACAAACAUUAUUAAGACUGAGUUUUCGGUAAUAUGCUUUAAUGAAAUAAGAAAGAAAAAAAAAUGAAUAAACUCAUAAUCUUUUUAAUAAAAAAAAGUUAAAUAUUGUUACGUGCACAAAGUUGUGAGAUAAGAUUCAAAAAUUUGAAUUUCUAUGUUUGACAAGGAUUAAAAUACAUCACAGUAUCUAUUAGAUUCAUUAUUAUCUCCGUAAAAAAAGCGAUAAACAAGCUAUUUUGUUGCUUCACAUAUUUGGUCCAUAUAGGAUUAAAAUUGUACAUAAAAUGUCAUCAUUCUUGAAAUAGAUAAGAUAUACCUUCAUGAAUGUCCCGUGAUUUUUUUUAAGCAUUUCUCUGUCUAUUUCAUGAUAUGAAAUAACAAUAGAAAUACGAAUCGCUUUAUCUCAUUUUCUUACAAGAAAAAAAAAAAAUAUAUAUAU
This is a messenger RNA of Heterotrigona itama, 2004 nucleotides long. NCBI's taxonomy places the organism in Eukaryota, Metazoa, Arthropoda, Insecta, Hymenoptera, Apidae. The record is from the annotation of a GenBank genome assembly.